Messenger RNA from Entamoeba invadens IP1, 417 nucleotides. RefSeq lists its product as hypothetical. NCBI's taxonomy places the organism in Eukaryota, Evosea, Mastigamoebida, Endamoebidae. The transcript has a single exon. The annotation marks the transcript as partial. The record is from RefSeq and is a predicted model, not a curated record.
AACAAUAGAUUGUCGUUUGAAGUGAGUAAAGACCGAACUAAUGUGAUGGUGUACAUGUACGACAGACAUCGAAUUGGAUUUGAUGUCUUCAUGGGAGCUGUCAACUUCGAUUUGCAAUAUUUCCCACCCGACGUGUUGAUUCAAGACUGGUUCCAACUGAGUUGCUUUGGGCAGAAAGACACUGCGGUGACGGGGAAAGUCCUUUUAAGAGUGUGUUAUAGAGUCAGCCAGAACGCAAAUUGCGUGUUUGUUGAUAUUCAAGGGAAGUCACCAUUGUUGAGAGACUAUUACCCGUACACACACUUCUUAAUUGAACAAAUCGAAAAGCAGAACAAGGCCCGAAAGGAUAAGAAACUUUGCUCCAAUACAAUGAUGAUGUUUGAGGGGCAAAUAGUAUGUAAUAACCCAGUUAAAUGA